This is a messenger RNA of Hibiscus syriacus, 2116 nucleotides long. RefSeq names its product jasmonoyl--L-amino acid synthetase JAR4-like. The transcript has 5 exons. Gene Ontology annotation, cellular component: cytoplasm. Lineage: Eukaryota; Viridiplantae; Streptophyta; Magnoliopsida; Malvales; Malvaceae. The record is from RefSeq and is a predicted model, not a curated record. Bases 280 to 2037 code for a protein of 585 amino acids. Gene Ontology annotation, molecular function: acid-amino acid ligase activity.
CCCAUUAUCCUCCAUAGCCAAAACACAAAGCAAUUUCCCUUUUCUUUUCUGUUGUUAUUUUAUUCACAGAAGUAGUAGGCAGAGAUCAUCACUUUCAGAAAGAGAAAACAAAAGAAAGCAUAGAAAUCCGUAACGUUUUCCACCAAAUAUCUGCUCUCCCCCCCCCCCACACAUAAAGUUUGGAUAACUGUGAAGGUUCAGAGUUCUGACUCAAACCAGCUCUGCCUUAUCUCUUGUCUCACUGUUUUAGUAAAGCCACACCAUUCUUCUUCAGUAACCAUGUUAGAAAAGAUGGAAAUUCUGGACGUUGAGAAAGUGAUAAAAGAAUUCGAAGCGAUGACCAAAGAUGCGGAGAAUGUUCAAAGGGAGACUUUAAAGAAGAUUUUAGAAGAAAAUGGAAGCGCCGAGUAUUUGCAGAAUCUGGGUCUCAAUGGCAGAACUGACCCUGAAAGCUUCAAGGCUUGUGUUCCUCUAGUCACUCACAAUGACUUGGAGCCUUUCAUUCAGAGAAUCGCUGAUGGUCCUUCUGCCCCGAUUCUCACCCGAAAACUAAUCACCAACAUAUCUCUCAGCUCUGGCACCACUCAAGGAAAACCCAAGUUCGUGCCUUUCAAUGAUGAAUUGAUGGAAACUACUUUGCGGAUAUUCCGUACUUCUUAUGCUUUUAGAAACAGGGAAUUCCCUAUUAACAACGGAAAGGCUUUGCAGUUCAUUUAUAGUAGUAAGCCGAGUAGAACCAAAGGGGGUUUGUUCGCCGGAACUGCGACGACGAAUGUGUUCCGCAAUUCGCUGUUUAAAAACGCGAUGAGAGGGAUGCAAUCUCAGUGUUGCAGCCCUGAUGAGGUGAUAUUUGCUCCAGAUUUUCACCAAUCCUUGUACUGUCAUCUUUUAUGUGGCCUGAUCUCCCGUGAGGAAAUUCAGUUGGUUUCCUCUACCUUUGCGCAUAGUAUUGUUCAUGCGUUUCGAACUUUUGAACAAGUGUGGGAAGAGCUUUGUGCUGAUAUUAGAGAUGGGGUCCUCACGAGCCGCAUCACCUUCCCUUCGGUUCGAUCGGCUAUGGCCAAAAUGCUGAAGCCGAAUCCUGAAUUGGCUGAUUUGAUUCACAGGAAAUGUUCUGGAUUGAGUAAUUGGUACGGAUUGAUACCAGAGCUUUUCCCUAAUGUCAAAUACAUCUAUGGGAUCAUGACUGGGUCCAUGGAGCCUUAUCUGAAAAAAUUAAGGCAUUAUGCAGGAGAUGUGCCUCUUGUAAGUGCUGAUUAUGGUUCUUCUGAGGGAUGGAUCGGAGCAAAUGUCAAUCCGAAAGUGCCUGCAGAGUCAACUACGUAUGCCGUUCUUCCGAAUAUUGGGUAUUUUGAGUUCAUUCCCCUGAAAGAGGAUGCUGAAGAGCAAGUCCAAGACAAAGUUGGUGCUAGUUUCAUCUCUAUGGAGCCCAAACCAGUGGGUCUGACUGAAGUUAAGGUCGGUGAAGAGUAUGAAGUUAUUGUCACAAGUGUUGCAGGUUUGUACAGGUACCGGCUAGGGGAUGUUGUCAAGGUAAUGGGGUUCCAUAACUCGACCCCGGAGUUGAAAUUUAUAUGCAGAAGGAAUCUGAUGCUCACCGUAAACAUCGACAAGAACACCGAGAACGAUCUGCAGCUAGCGGUGGAAGAAGCAGCCAAGCUAAUUUCCGAGGAGAAGCUCGAAGUGAUUGAUUUCUCUAGCCAUGUCGACUUAUGGACGGACCCCGGUCACUAUGUGAUAUUCUGGGAAAUCAGUGGGGAAGUAAGCGACCAAGUGCUGAAAGAAUGCUGCAAUUGUUUGGAUCGUUCUUUUGUCGAUGCAGGGUAUGUUAGUUCCCGGAAGGUGAAUGCGAUCGGUCCGCUUGAGCUCCGAGUUCUUCGGAGUGGAACGUUUCAGAAUAUACUGGACCAUUAUUUAGGGUUAGGUGCUGCUGUUAGCCAGUUUAAAACACCACGAUGCGUAGGGCCUACGAACCAGAAAGUGUUGCAAAUCUUGUGCGGCAAUGUGGUCAAGAGCUACUUUAGUACUGCUUUCUAGCUGUUGUUAAAUAUUCCCCACAUUAAACUAAUCUUUAUAUAAUAAAAUCGAAUGUGUUCAUUGGCUGUCACAUGUAUAA